This is a messenger RNA of Penicillium daleae, 1425 nucleotides long. RefSeq lists its product as uncharacterized. The transcript has 2 exons. The record is from RefSeq and is a predicted model, not a curated record. Lineage: Eukaryota; Fungi; Ascomycota; Eurotiomycetes; Eurotiales; Aspergillaceae. Gene Ontology annotation, molecular function: protein kinase binding; cyclin-dependent protein serine/threonine kinase regulator activity. The coding region runs from base 1 to 1425 and encodes 474 amino acids. Gene Ontology annotation, cellular component: nucleus; cyclin-dependent protein kinase holoenzyme complex. Gene Ontology annotation, biological process: regulation of cyclin-dependent protein serine/threonine kinase activity.
AUGCCGUCUUUCUUCGCUCCGGGCCACGGCCUACCUCCCACGCCUCCUCAUGUCAACAGCGGUGGUCGUCUGGAUGAACCCUCGUUCUAUCCGAGCGGCUCUGAGUUCAUUGAACAGUACUCGCAGUCUCUGGUUUACACCAAGCCGAACGCGAUUAUGCACCAUGGAUCGGCGCAUCCGAUGCACGGUGCGCGUGAUAUGCACUCCUUGAGCCACCAGCAGUCGAUGUUUGGCCCGAUGGCAACUACCUUGCCCCCUAUUCGGGCCAACGUCCAGCUGCCUCCCAUGGACAGCGCCAUUCCCCCACAAUACCGCCGUCAGGAGAUUCCCUCGAUGCAGCAGCACCACCACCAGCAGCACCAACAACAACAACUGGAGCAGCAGCAGUCCCGCAAGGAGGAGAAGGCUACCGGAGGUGUCGCCGCCCACCUAGAUUACGAGAUGGAUCGCAUGUCCGACUUCGUGGCAGAAAUGACCCAGGGAAUGUAUGAGCUGUACAACACCAAGAUCACCCUUGCAGAUAUUGACUUCGCGCGAAGCAUCUCCCCAGGAACUUCCGUGCCCCCUCAGUUCCGGAAAUACGUCUACCAGAUCUUGUCCUCGACCCGCCUCCCCAGUUCGACUAUCCUGUUGGGCCUGUUCUACAUGUCCAGCCGCAUGCGCAUCUUGUCCGCUCAGCGGGUCUUCCAGUCCGGCAGUGGCCAGAUCUACCGCAUGUUGACGGUGGGUCUGCUGCUGGGCAGCAAGUUCUUGGAUGAUAACACCUUCCAGAACAAGUCAUGGGCUGAAGUUAGCAACAUCCCCGUGGCUGAACUGAACAAGAUGGAGCUGGAGUGGCUGUUCGGCUUCGACUGGAAGAUCCACGAGCGCAUCUAUGACCAGCAAGACGGAUUCGCCUCCUGGCGCCGACACUGGGACAACUGGAGUGCCAAGGCCAACGUUCGGGCCCAGGAGUCUUCUCGUCAGACCCUGGCGCCCAUCGACACUAACGUUGUCCGACACCACCAGUCCGUUUCCAAGCCGCUCAUGUCCCCCGAGGGACCCAUCCCGCCGCAGUACCAACGCAGCUCCCACAUCGAGAACUCCUGGCUCAACCCUGCUGCCUCCGAGUACUCCCCGCCAUCGGCUCCUCACAGUGGCCCCAACACCCCCGACUACUACUCAGUCGGACCCUGGGGCUUCUCAAACCCGCCACCACCGUACUCGCAGGGCGCCUGGAUUGCUCCGCCACGGUACAUUGCUCAGUCCGCACCUCGCUCGCAGCCCCCGUCCUACCACCACACUCCGGCGUAUGGCCUGCCAUUCGCUCAGAGUGUCUGGACUGGUCACGGCUCGUCCUGUGGCUGCAUGUACUGUGCCAAGCAUAUGGAGCAUUACAUGUGCAACAGUGCUUUCCCCGCGCUGCAGCCCAUUGUUGCAGGCUAA